UAGCUAGCUAGCUAGCAAAACAAAUAGCUAAUAAGGAAGUAAGAAAAAAAGUCUCAAACUCGAGAGAGGUGAGAUGACCUCCUCCACCCUUGGUCAGUCGGCUCCUCAUCUGCCAAACUUUGAACCGGGGAUGGGGAAGCCCGCAGCCAUGCUGGGGUUGUCAACUGGAUUGGGGGGAGCAGAGAUGGAGCUGCAGAAGAUGCUGAUCGACGAGCGGAUGAAGAGUGAGAACCACAGGAAAAAUUACCAGACAUUAAAGGCGGAACAUACCAGCCUGCAGGAUGAGUACACACGGGCACAGGCUGAGCUGAAGCGCCUGCUGAGUGACAAACAGUCUGAGCAGGAGAAACUGCAACUCCUGUUGGCCGAGCUGCGUGGAGAGCUGCUGGACAAAGCCAGGGAGCUGGAAGAGCUUCGUCUGCAGGUGAUGACCCCUCAGCGGCUGGAGUUGCUCAGAGCUCAGGUGCAGCAGGAGAUGGAGGCUCCAGUCAGAGACAGAUUCAACAAGCUGGAGGAGGAGACGGAGAAGUACAGGUCUGAGUACAACAAGCUGCGGUAUGAGUACACAUUUCUCAAGUCCCAGUUUGACCAUCAGAGAGAGGAACACGCUCGUGUGCUAGAGGAAAGGAAGAUUUGCUAUGAGGCGGAGGUCUCCCGUCUGGAGAAGGACAGAGAGGAGCUGGUGGCUCAGUAUCAAGGUUCAGAUGUGCUGCGUGAUGGGAAACGAGUAGAGGCUCUUCUGAGAGAGAAAGCUCAGCUCCACCUGCGGCUGAAGGGGUUGGAGGCAGAGGUGGCCGAGCUUAGAGCCCAGAAGGAGAAUUCGGGUCAGCAGGCUGAGAAUGUCCAGCGCAUCCAGAUCAGACAGCUGACAGAGUCUCAGGCUGCACUGAAGUCACUGGAGGCGGAGCGCCAGUCGUUGCGUCUGCAGCUGGAGCGCAUGGAGAGCGAGCUUCACCAGAGCCAUGAGCAGAACAGCCAGCUCACUGGGAGACUGCACAAAGCUGAGAGAGAGGUCAGCUCUCUCACCUCUCAGAUUGAAAGCCUGAAGCAUUCACAUAAGCUGGAAAUAGCCAGUGUCAAACUGGAGUGUUCACGUUCUAAAGGGGAGGUGGAGAGAGAGAGAGACACCCUGCAGGGACAGAUUGAUGGUCUUCAGGCAGACGUGGAGGUACUAAAUGCAGCGGUAGAACGACACAAGGAAGUCCUGGUGGAAAAGGAGAGGGAGAUGGUCAGAAGGGUGCAGUCUGCUCGAGAGGAAGAGUUCCGUAAGAUGGCAGCCCUGCAUGAGGAAAAGUUAGAGUUGGAGAACCGUCUUGCAGCACUAGAACAGCAGAGGGCGCUGUAUGAUGCCUCAGCUCAAGCCCAGAAGGAGGAGUGGGAGGAGCGACUCCGCAGCACCCAGCAGGGUGAAGAGACAGCACGCAGAGAGCUGCAAAACCUGAGGACUAAGUUACAGCAGCAGAGCUCACAGCUUGAGGAGCUGGAGAGGCAGAAAGCAGAAAUUGCUGAUCUGCAUCAACAAAACCAGGAACUUGGUGUGCAGAUGGAGGCGCUGUCUCACUCUGAAAGUGACCUGAUAGAGACGAACCGACGACUGAGAGAAACACUGGACAGAGUGAGGGAGGAGCUGAGGACAGCCCGGGCACAGGCAGAGAGGAGCCAGCACGAGGCAGAGAGGUUGGUGGAGGAGCGUCGUAUCGAGUGGUUGGAGGAGAAGCACAAGCUGCAGGAGCGAGAGGCUGAGCUGCAGCAGAAAUAUUCUCAGGUCAAAGACAAACUGCAGAGGGCAGCGGUGGCCCAAAAGAAGAGAAAAACGCUGACGGAGAACAAAGAGAAGAAACUGCAGGAUAAAAUCCAGUUGCUGGAGGCCAAGAUCGAGGAGCUGGAACUGGAAGCUGCUGCAGUCAAAAAGCGUUCAUUGUUCUCACAAGAGCAAGCUCAAGUGAACAAACGGCUGAAGGAGCUGCAGAGGCGUCACAAUGAGUUUCGGCGCCUCCUGCUUGGCGGUCAGGGCCCUUUCAGUGCAGGCCCUGGGUUCCUGACCUCUUCACAGGCCCCCUUCGUCCUCCUCGGGUCUGAGGGACAGUUUGGUAACAACCCAGAGGAUCAUGGUUCGGAAUUCUCUCUGUUGCGUCAGAGGCUGGAGAAUCUGGAAAGUGCCCAGCAACAGCAGUUGGAGGAACUGGGCUCUCUGGUACAAAGAGAUCGGAGCACAACACCCCAGCCUGAACUCUGACACGGUU
Pelmatolapia mariae (spotted tilapia) is the source of this 2243-nucleotide messenger RNA. It is a transcript of the gene cep83, whose product is annotated as centrosomal protein 83. Bases 74 to 2236 code for a protein of 720 amino acids. Gene Ontology annotation, cellular component: ciliary transition fiber; centriole; centrosome. Gene Ontology annotation, biological process: establishment of centrosome localization; cilium assembly. The transcript is spliced from 16 exons. NCBI's taxonomy places the organism in Eukaryota, Metazoa, Chordata, Actinopteri, Cichliformes, Cichlidae. The record is from RefSeq and is a predicted model, not a curated record.